CAGUCUGGGGUUCAGGGAGGUGGGCUCAGAAGGGACCUCCAAAGCCCGGCUAGCCCCAGCUGCUGCCCUCGGGCUGAGCUCCCCAAGGCUACUCAGGGGGUGCCGAAUGGCCGCCGGCCAGCGGGAUCCCCCUUGGUAGAGGCCAGCUGUGAGGACCAUAAAGCCGGGCGGCGCCUGGCAAGUGCGAAGGUCGCUGAGGCAGGAACUGCGCUGGCAGGGUCAGUUGGACGCCAGACCUGCAGCACGUCCCCGCCAGACGGCGCCCGCUGAGAUGGGGGCCUGGCCCCAGCUGUGGCCUCCGCUAGUGCUGGCCCUGCUGCUCACCGCCUUGCUGGGCCAAUCCCCGGGGGCUGAGGCCCAGGGCUGCUCUGUGAACCCAACCAUCGUGGAAAUUGAGGAGAACACCCACAGAUCGGAGGCCCUGGCCCACCUAGUGAUCCCAGAUGGCCAGCAGGUGGUCCUAGGGCCCUCAACCACCACUGGUGCGUUUAGGAUUGAGGGGACCGAACUGUUUCUCAACGUGACUCCUGAUUAUGAGGACACUCCAUGGCUGUUUGCUGAACUUCAGUGCAUGAGGGGGACCACUCUGGUGACCACGCUGAACGUGGACGUGGUAGUGCUGGAUCUGAACGACAAUGCCCCAGAGUUCCCCUUCAGCAGCCUCGAGAAGUCCGUGGAGGAGGACACUAAAGUGGACACCACAAUCAUCCCUGAGGAGGAGCUGGAGGCCCAGGACCUGGACCAGAAUGACAUCUUGUUCUACACGCUCCGGGAGCUGACCCAGGGUGCCAGCAGCUUCUUCUCCCUGGUGGGUGAAAACCGUCCAGCACUGAAGCUGACCCGCACCCUGGACUACGACAAGUUCUCGAGCAUGACCUUGGAGCUGCUGGCACGGGACACCUGGGAGGAGAACGAGCAGCCCAGCCAUACGGCCACGGCCACACUGAUCCUGACGGUGCUGCCCACUGAUCUGCGGCCACCCUGGUUCCUGCCCUGCAGCUAUUCGGAUGGCUACGUCUGCAUCCAGGCCCAGUACCAUGGGGCCGUGCCCACAGGACACACACUGUCGGAGCCUCUUGUCCUGCGUCCCGGGCCCAUCUAUGCGAAGGAUGGAGACACGGCCAUUGGGCAACGCAUCAUCUAUAGUUUGUUGAGUGGAAACCAGGAUGCCACAUUCACCAUUGAUGCAGCCUCAGGCAACCUCACCAUGGCCAAGAGCGUGCCGCACCCCAUGACCUUCCUCCUGGUGGUGAAGGGCGAGCAGGAGGACCUUGCCCGGUACUCUGUGACCCAGGUCACUGUGGAGGCCCGUGCAGCCACAGGCAGCCCGCCCUACUUUGCCCAGACGCUGUACCGUGGCAUCGUGGCACCUGGCUCCACAGCGGGCGUGGCCGUCCAGGAUGCCACUGCUCCGCCGGAGCCUCUGAGGCUCCAUGCCCAGGACGAUGACUUCCCGGACUUGAACUCAGCCAUCACGUACCGGGUCACCAACUGCUCUGAGUUCCGGAUGGACGGCGAGGCCCUGCUGACCGCCAGCAGCGAGCUGCCCCAGGACCACAUCUUCUACUGCGAGGUGGAGGCCAAAAACACGGUGACAGAAAGCACGGCCACCACCGUGGUCGAGAUCCACGUCUUGGUGCAGAAUCCACUGCCCACAGUCACCCCAGGGGCCUCGACAGACACCCCCAGCGUGGGCUCCAGCCUUGCCCCCUUGCCAUCCACCUCUGCGGACUUGACACAGACCCGGACAACACCUGGGCCAACAUCUGAAGGGAGCUUCAGGACCACCACUGAAACCGCCCCACAAGAACCUUCUGGCUACUCUGCAAGGGACAUGGCUGCGCUGGGCGGCACGUUGGGCGGCCUGCUGUUGCUGGCCCUCGUCGGCUUGGUCUUCCUGUCCCUCAAGCUCUAUGGCCACCAGCUCAAGUGCUGCGCCCGCAAAGUGCUGGAGCCUGUUCCCCGAGGCUUAGACAACCAGGCCUUCCAGUCGGACCCCUAUGACGACGACAACGCCAGCGUGUCCUCCACCCCCAACGCCGAGCCUGCGCCCCCGUCCCCGCCUGUAGCAGACCCCGACCCCGCGCCGCCCAGCCCUGCGCCCUCCGACAGCGCCCCCGGGUCACCAGCGGCCCCUGUGCGCACGCAGGGCAGCCCCGAGGCAGUGAGGUCGAUCUUGACCAAGGAGCGGCGGCCCGAGAGCGGCUACAAGGCCGUGUGGUUCGGGGAGGACAUCGGUGCUGAGGCCGACGUCGUGGUGCUCAACACACCCGGCAUGGAUGGCGCAGACGCGGAAGCUGACGACGACGACGACCCCGAAAACACCUACGUAUAGCCUGCUGCUGCACGCUGCCCCUGUUCCUUGUUCGGGCGCACAAUAAAGCCAC
Molecule: messenger RNA, 2387 nt
Organism: Ochotona princeps (American pika)
Lineage: Eukaryota; Metazoa; Chordata; Mammalia; Lagomorpha; Ochotonidae
Product: cadherin-related family member 5-like
Exons: 15
Coding region: 272-2335 (687 amino acids)
Biological process (GO): multicellular organism development; homophilic cell-cell adhesion; calcium-dependent cell-cell adhesion
Cellular component (GO): adherens junction; plasma membrane; catenin complex
Molecular function (GO): cadherin binding; calcium ion binding
Source: RefSeq, a predicted model, not a curated record